AUGGGAGUGGAUUACUACAAGAUAUUGCAAGUUGAUAAGUCUGCAAAAGAUGAUGAUUUGAAAAAAGCUUAUAGGAAAUUAGCCAUGAAAUGGCAUCCUGAUAAGAACCCAAAUAACAAAAAAGAAGCUGAGGCUAAGUUCAAGCAAAUCUCUGAAGCCUAUGAUGUUCUUAGUGAUCCACAGAAAAGAGCAGUGUAUGACCAAUAUGGCGAAGAGGGUUUAAAGGGCCAAGUACCACCGCCUGGUGCUGGUGGUGCUGGUCCUGGUGGAGCUUCAUUCUUUUCUGCUGGAGAUGGACCUGCAUCGUUUCGGUUCAAUCCCCGAAGUCCUGAUGACAUUUUUGCUGAGUUUUUUGGGUUUUCAAGUCCUUUUGGUGGGAUGGGAGGUGGUGGUGGAGGCAUGAGAGGGACAAGGUUCCCAGGUGGGAUGUUUGGUGAUGAUAUAUUUCAUUCUUAUGGUGAAAGUGGAGGGUCAAUGCAUCAAAGUGCUCCUAGAAAAGCCGCUCCGAUUGAGAAUAAACUGCGUUGUAGUCUUGAAGAGCUUUAUAAGGGAGCUAGCAAGAGAAUGAAGAUAUCUAGGGAGAUUUCUGAUGCAAGUGGCAAGCUCAUGCCAGUGGAGGAGAUUCUAACCAUUGACAUAAAGCCAGGUUGGAAGAAAGGCACAAAGAUCACCUUCCCUGAGAAAGGGAAUGAACAGGCAAAUGUUAUACCAGCAGAUCUAGUCUUCAUUAUUGAUGAAAAACCCCACCCUCUGUUCAGUCGUGAUGGAAACGACUUGAUCGUUACCCAGAAGAUUUCUUUAGCUGAAGCCUUGACAGGUUACACUGUCCAUCUCACAACCUUAGAUGGAAGGAAUUUGACCAUUCCCAUCAACACCGUGAUUCACCCAAACUAUGAGGAGGUUGUUCCAAAGGAAGGGAUGCCAAUCCCAAAAGACCCCACAAAGAGAGGAAAUUUGAGAAUCAAGUUCAGCAUCAAGUUUCCAUCGAGGCUAACUGCAGAGCAGAAGGCCGGAAUCAAAACUCUCAUGGGACCUUGA
This is a messenger RNA of Dovyalis caffra, 1038 nucleotides long. The record is from the annotation of a GenBank genome assembly. Lineage: Eukaryota; Viridiplantae; Streptophyta; Magnoliopsida; Malpighiales; Salicaceae.